Messenger RNA from Echinops telfairi (small Madagascar hedgehog), 787 nucleotides. RefSeq names its product meiotic nuclear divisions 1 (gene MND1). NCBI's taxonomy places the organism in Eukaryota, Metazoa, Chordata, Mammalia, Afrosoricida, Tenrecidae. The coding region runs from base 58 to 675 and encodes 205 amino acids. Gene Ontology annotation, biological process: reciprocal meiotic recombination. The record is from RefSeq and is a predicted model, not a curated record. Gene Ontology annotation, cellular component: nucleus. The transcript is spliced from 8 exons. Gene Ontology annotation, molecular function: double-stranded DNA binding.
GGCCCUUCCCUUGCUUCGAGCGGAAGCCCAGCUGUGGGAAGACCUGCCGCCCGCGCGAUGUCGAAGAAAAAAGGACUGAGUGCAGAGGAAAAGAGAACUCGCAUGAUGGAGAUAUUCUUUGAAACGAAAGAUGUAUUUCAACUUAAAGACAUGGAGAAGAUUGCCCCCAAAGAGAAAGGCAUUACGGCUAUGUCAGUAAAAGAAGUCCUCCAGAGCUUAGUGGAUGAUGGUAUGGUCGACUGUGAGAGGAUUGGAACAUCUAAUUACUAUUGGGCCUUUCCCAGUAAAGCUCUUCAUGCAAGGAAGCGCAAACUGGAGAUUCUGGAAUCUCAGUUGUCUGAGGGAAGCCAAAAGCACGCAAACCUACAGAAAAACAUUGACAAAGCCAAAAUUGGCCGGGAGCAGACGGAAGAACGAACCAUGCUAGCAAAGGAACUCUCCUCACUUCAGGACCAACGGAAUCAGCUAAAGGCAGAAGUAGAAAAAUACAGAGAAUGUGAUCCACAAGUUGUGGAAGAAAUACGUCAAGCAAAUAUAGUAGCCAAAGAAGCAGCUAACAGAUGGACUGAUAAUGUAUUUGCAAUAAAGUCUUGGGCCAAAAGAAAAUUCGGAUUAGAAGAAAAUAAAAUUGAUAAAAACUUUGGGAUUCCAGAAGACUUGGACUACAUAGACUAAAACCAUGAACCUUGGUGCAGGAUCUCUGUGCUUGUAAAUUUGUAAAUAUUUAUGUUUCCAGCUUAAUGUAUUGAGAUGUCACUUGCCUGUUGCUGUAUAUGUCGUUGUAUUA